AUGAGUGUCUCUUCUUCAUCCAGCCGUGCGCCAUCCCGCGGGUCUGGCCCAGGUGCGAUGAAGCAGAAACCAAACACCGCCAACAAUGCGGAAGGGAAUAUAUCUGUGUCGCCGGACGGAGAUGACGAAUUCGAUGACCAUAGACCUCUCUCCCAGUCAGGAACGCGCUGGACUCGCUUUUUCCCCGAACUUUCAUCCCAUUUCUCACUUGUGUCGCCUGUGAGCUCGCGCCAUCAGUCUACCAGCUCUUACGGGACGAUAGCCAUCAGCCAAUAUAGUCGGCAUAGUCGCCAAAGUUCUCACGACUUGGGAGAUAUUUCUGAGCCAAAGACAGGAUCAUCGUCGCAAUGCUCCACCGAGCUGGUCGAUGACGCAUCUUCGUGCUACAGUCGCAGAUCAUCUGUUACCAGUCUCGGUUCCGAGUUCUCCCCGUCUGCAUACAAGUCUGCAGGCGCUUACUCCAUAACCUCCCCCGCCAUGGCCGGCGUGUUCGACGAUUCAGAAUCCCUGUACCGGUCCGGGUCGACCCGAUCCAGGGCAUCCAGAAGGUCUAGAAAAUCUAUAAAACGCACACCAUCCGCAAGGAACAAGCCUCUCCCAUGCCCACCCCCGAUCCAAAUGAAGCCCUUGUCGAUCCGGCACAAGCACAGAUACCCGCGCCAACACGAACCAACAAUUUGCGAGGAUACCCUGGACGAAGGCUGCGAAUCAUCAUUGACGGUGAACUUGCGGCCGCAGUCGCAGUUACACAAACAGCGCCGCCAUCACCCGACCCUCUCGCAGGCCGCAGAGGACCUCGAAGACGCACUCGCCGGUCUUGUGGAACGCAACUACAAGGAGGAGACGGGGAUUUAUUCGCCAUACGUAUCCUCACCAGUGGCAACGACGGCGACAACGUCAAUGCCACGUCUCGAUACCCCGCUGCAGGUGAGCAGAGGUAAUAUGGACAUGAUUGCCACCCGUCCAGCACCGUCUCCGCCGACAGGCCACCGCAAGAGCGGCAGCAGUGGCAGCAGUAGUAGCAGUAGCAGCAGCAAGAAAUCACUAAAGAAGGGUUUGCUCCCGGCGCAAACAGAAGAAACCAUGAAACACGCCAAGAAGCCCCACAAGGACAAAGGCCGGGGUCCGUUUUCUUUCAACAUGUCACUGCCCAGCUUCGGCGCACUGAAGGCUAAGGCCGUAAAGAACCGGGAUGAUGGUCAUUUCCGAUCUCAUCGAAGGUCGAUGAGUGGCUCCGGACUUCUGCAGCGAGCGGCCCGACAGGAAGUACGCCCAUCAACGGCAUCAACUCCAGAGGAAGCAGAAAACAAAAAUGAAGCGGUUGGGUCGGCGCAGCUGCUCAGUGUGCCCGUGCGUGCCCAGCGAUCUGCGUCCGUCAGCAGCGAGCGAGAGCUGCGGUUGAAGUUGCCCCGCCUGCAAACAAAGGAAGUGCAGCCAUCGGGCAUGCUGUGUCAAGCACAGCCCUCAACAAAAUCUGCCAUUAAUAUCUCAGCUGCAGAUGAAGCUCUGCAGGAAAAGGAAAUAGUCCCACAGCCCCAGUCGAGAAGGAGAAGCAACACACUCUCGCUCAACUCCCAAGGCACGAUGCCCAACAACCAACCCACUGGGACUGGGACAUCAGUGCCGAUCGGACAGUACGAGAUGCCUACUUCGACAACUACUUUUAAUUCGAACGCGGAACCGGUAUACGAACUCGACGCUGGUCUUCCCGAACAGCAAAUCAAGUCGCCUGUUGCGCCUUCACCAUUCGUGCCCUCGGGCCAGAUGCCCGGGAUCUUGCCCGAUGAGAUCGUCGAGUUGAUUCUGCGACGAUGUAACCAGCUGCAGGACCUCUUCAACUUCGCCGUCAUGAACCGGCAAUUCUAUCGAGUCUUCAAGCAACGUGAGCUCGACCUCAUUCAAAAUACUGUUUACGCAAUGUCGCCGCCCGCCUGGGAACUGCGUGAAAUGAGCCCGCCCUGGGACUCCGAGUGGCAGGUUCUCUUCGACCUUGAUGCUCCUGUUCCCGAGUACACACAGUCGCUAUACCUCGACCGCUACACCCGCGACCUGUACACUCUUGUCAAGCUCAAGUCGCUCAUCCUUGCGCGCUGCAGCACGUUCCUCCGCCCCGAGACAAUCCGCGGUCUAGCGGGCCAGGAUGAUACGCGCGCAGCUGAGAUCGACGAUGCAUUCUGGCGGGUCUGGACAUUUUGCCGGAUAUUUGGGUGUGGUAAGGGCCGCGAGGGCGAUAUUGUCGGACAGCUGGAUUGGUUGAACGGCGGCAUUAUGGCGAAGAACCAACAACGCUCUAUGGCAAUGUCGAUUAGUGAGCCGUUUGGGAUUAACGACGUUUUGUUUCAGCCGCCUGAGGGAUUUGGAUUGGGGAAUAAGGGUGGACUGUCGCAGGGCCAGCUUUAUGAUAUGACGGAGAUCUGGACCUGUCUGGGAGUCCUGCUCCAGCCGAUUCACAGCAAGUGUGAAGAGGCAAGGAAGGCGGGUGUAUUUGACGGGCAUGAUGUGGCGAACAAGGAUUCUGUCAAGGAGGAGGCAACGCUAGAAGAAUGGACAUCGUACGUCCUCACCCUUGGCCCCUCCGCUGUCCUCGCCCUGGCCUCCAUCGCAACCGUCGACAACGCCGAUGAGAUCUUCCAACGAGCUCAAUCGCUUGGGUUAACGAAAUGGGAGGAAGCCGAUGCAAGCCGUUCCAGCUUCUUUCGAGAUGCCGUCUCGAAGGCAUACAGACCUCAAACGUCGGCCCGCAGGUUGCAUCCUCUCCACCAAACCGGAUCAAACUCGUCCAGAUCAUCAGCCGAAAGCAACUCCUCCCCGUCAGAUAAUCUUCUUACCAGUGACCCUCAGCGACGCAGACAAGCCGCCUACGCUGUCCAACUCCGCAACCGUCGCAAUCAGAACGGGGACCGUCCCAACCCCGGUGUCGAAGAGCGCCCGAUCUCCAGCUAUGUCGAAAUCAUGAACCGCUUGGCGGGUGCUCCCCCACACCCUCUCUACCAACAAAUCCCACCCCUUCCAACCUCCACUCCAACCCCAGAAUACAACCCAUCACCUCAGCCUCGAGCCGCAUCACCACCCCAACACCGAGUCCCGACAGCAGGAACACCCAACACCCAAGUCCCCCAGGCCCGCGCACCGCGCGCAGCCGUCUCGCUCCUCCAGCCUCAAGUCCUCGACCCAACCGACCAAGCCAUGGACAUGAUUGUCAACGAACUAGGCUUUAGCGCAGAAGACGCAAAAUGGGCGCUCAAAAUCACAGACACGGGCGAAGGGAUCAACGUGAAUGCCGCGGUCUCACUGCUCAUACAGGAGUAUAACCGGCCGAGUCUGGUACCCAGUGCGCGUUCGUCCGCGGAUGCCUCCAGCUAUGGGCAUGUGUAUUCGCCCCCUUUGUCUGUUUAUCAGGGGCAACACUGCAAUAGUAUCUUGUCGUCUGUUAUGCAGAGACCAGAUGCGGCUGCUUCGGGCUGGAGGUGGGCUUGA
Molecule: messenger RNA, 3477 nt
Organism: Aspergillus puulaauensis
Lineage: Eukaryota; Fungi; Ascomycota; Eurotiomycetes; Eurotiales; Aspergillaceae
Exons: 2
Coding region: 1-3477 (1158 amino acids)
Source: RefSeq, a predicted model, not a curated record